Messenger RNA from Kwoniella shivajii, 1209 nucleotides. RefSeq lists its product as uncharacterized. Gene Ontology annotation, cellular component: cytoplasm. Gene Ontology annotation, molecular function: oxidoreductase activity. Lineage: Eukaryota; Fungi; Basidiomycota; Tremellomycetes; Tremellales; Cryptococcaceae. The record is from RefSeq and is a predicted model, not a curated record. The transcript has a single exon. The coding region runs from base 1 to 1209 and encodes 402 amino acids.
AUGGAACUUCCUGUCUUCAAUCACCCGCCGUCAGACCGGAUCAUUGUCGUCGGCGCAGGCAUAGUCGGGUCAUGUCUCGCAUCCUUCCUGUCCAAAUCCCUAGGUUCUCGGAUCAUCCUAAUUGAUAGGGAUAUACGCGGACUGCCAGGAUCAACAGGUCAUGCGCCGGGUUUCGUUGGGCAGUACAACGAAAUACCAUCUCUCACAGAACUUGCCAAACGAUCAGUCUCGUAUUAUACCUCUCAAGGUGAAAUGGGGUUCCAAAACGUUGGGGGUCUGGAAAUCGGAGACGGAUUGGCAAAAAGAGCUGAAGCGGCACAUUCUGCUGGAUUAGAGAGUAGGCUGCUGAAUAGACAACAGGUAUUGGAUUUGGCUUCAAUAUUCGUAAGGGAAGAAUACUUGGCGAAAGAAGGAAAUGCGGGAUUGUUUUUCCCCGCUGAUGGAACAGCGAAUGCUAAGAUCGUAACCCAUACGGAGCAAGAUAAAGCGAAAGCCAAUGGCGCUAUUUUUAUUAAUGCUGACGUGACUAGUUAUGAUCAAGGCGUCAACGGCUGGUCAAUCAAGACGCCUUUAGGUCUCAUAGAGGCGCAGAAAGUGGUCUUUUGCACUGGGAUUUGGGCAUCGCAGCUGCUCCCUCGCCUCGAACAUUCUGUUGUGACUGUUUCACACCCAUACUCCUAUUCGACUCCCCACGAGGCACGGCCCACCCAAUCUCCGUUUAUACGAUGGCCGCAAAAACACGUCUACGCGAGGGAUCACGGUCUUGAGGAUGGCUUAGGGUCCUACGCGCAUGCGCCCAUCAAAGUACCGAAGGAAAACCAUGGAGAUACAGCAUAUGGGUCUUGGGAAGACAGCUUCAACGAUGUUUUGUCGGACGGAUAUGCACUACUACCACAGAAUAUUGCGGAGAAGUUCGAUGAAGGCAGGAAAUUCAAUGGAUUGUUUUCAGUAACACCGGAUGGAUUGCCGUUAGUUGGUGAAGUGAAAGCAGGGUCAUAUUGUGCCGUUGGCGUUUGGGUAACACACGCUGCGGGAAGUGCAAGACUGCUGGCAGAUAUGAUUUUGGGUGUAUCCAAGGAGCAAGACGCUUACCUCAGGAAGGAUCUUGAUCCCAGGAGAUUUGAGGGGGUAGAAGGCGUCGAAGAUAAAGCUAUCCUAGAAAAGAGGUCAUUGGCAAAAUAUAACGAUAUUUACAAUAAUGAGGCAUGA